This is a messenger RNA of Phytophthora sojae, 1125 nucleotides long. RefSeq lists its product as hypothetical. The record is from RefSeq and is a predicted model, not a curated record. The transcript has a single exon. Bases 1 to 1125 code for a protein of 374 amino acids. Lineage: Eukaryota; Oomycota; Peronosporomycetes; Peronosporales; Peronosporaceae.
AUGACCCACCGUAGACGCCGCCGUCAUCGAGAACUUCUGUCUCCGAACGGGUUGACAAGUGCCUUGCAUCAUCUGGAGAGACGUCGCAGGAACCGCUACUAUGAAUUGCUGUCAAAGUUUGCGUACGCGGUGAAGCGAAACCACACCAAGAACGCCACCUAUUUGGCUCCAAUUCCCCCAACUGCGGCGGCAUAUUUGGAGAGGAACAAAGUCGUGUCACAUACAUCCCUCACUGCAGCUUGGCUGACGUAUACUGAGCUGUACAGUUCCACGUGUAAAUUGGUGAUGAAGCAAACCACUGUGAAAAAAGGAGUUCGUAUGGAUCAUUUGGUCAAAUUUUGCAAGGGAUUGAAAGUGUGGGAAGGUCACGGAAAACGAGAUAACCUCGCUGACGUGAAAAUGUUGCUGCUGGUGCAGAAUGAAAUAGGGCAGAUUGUUGGACGCCGACUCACAAGUUCUGAGAACAAGGAGGAAACGAUGCAGCUUCUAUCGGACGUGCAACCUCAGCUAGAAACGAAUGGUGAAUGUAAAUAUCUGAUCACGGAUAAUGCGCGUGCUGUCCGUGACUUUGUGGCGAGUGUGUAUGGAGAUUCUGUCAUUGUACAGCAGGAUCCAUUUCACGUGCACCAGCGCUUUGGAAAGCACAUCAAAGCGAAGCCUCUUCGGAAGUUCAUCUGCAAGGAGAUUAAAGCCGCUCUCUACGAUGUUGACCGCGAGCCCAGGCCGCCCAAAGAAAUGGAGGCAAAGUUGCGCGAAGUGCUGCGCAAGAUUACUGCCAAUGACUUGGGCUGCACGCUAGCAAAGUGGAACAAUACCAUUGAGUACAAUGUCGCUCAAAUCAAGGCCGGUCAUUUGCAUGUUGCUGAGAAUACAUAUCAGGAGGGUAGCGGGCCUGCUGUGCGUGUUGUGUCGCCCAGCCAGCUCGAGGGGUUCCAUUCCGCAUUGAAAAAAUUGCUGGCGCGGGAGGUGCGAGCCGAGCUUGGCCUGCGCAUUCUGGACGUGUUCAUCGUGCAGCAUAACAUCGAUGUCGGGGCCCGGUUUGGCAGAAAUCCGGCGAUCAGCAACGUAGAUAUGAUAUCUGCCUGUCGAGCCGCCACUGUAUGCACGUUAUACGGAGUGGAUUAG